GCUAUUGUGCAUUUUUGUUGUGUUUAUUUUGAUGCUGUUUAGGGAAUAAUAAUAUUUAAAUUCGAUUUAAUGGAAAAAUUCAAGUUAAAAUGAGUUCUAACUGUAAUGUUAUGAAAGUUAACGAUUCAAAGGAGAUUUUAAUAAAUGUGAAAAUAGAAGACACGGACAGUGUCGUUCAUCUAUCCGAAUUUUUAGAUAUAGUUGUAGAAAGUCCUGUAAAAAAGGAAGAACUAUUGAUACCUGAACAGAAACCAUUUGACAACAACGAUGAUCCUUUAGAAGACAAAGUACAAAAUUCAAACACUAAAUUUGUAGGUGAAUACAACGAAAGUGAUUUUUUACUCAAAGAUGAAGGCAAUGCUUUGUUAAAAACUCAAAAAAUCUCUAUUGGCCGGAGUAGAAAAAGACAACUAAAUGAAGAAAUUAUAGCUCAAAGUGGUUAUGUAUGGACAACCAGAGCUGUAGAAGAGGUAUGCAGGGAAUGUCAAUUUUUUUCUAUCAAGCCACAAGGAAAGGGGCCAUCGAGCAAGGUUAGUAAUCCUUUAGAGACUUGGAAUCUGUUAAUAGAUGAACCCAUUUUACUACGAAUUGUUAAGUGCACUAAUGAUGAGAUACGUUCGCAUAAUACUUAUAGAACUACAUAUCAACAUACAAUUGAUUUGAUCGAGCUGCGUGUGUGGAUUGGACUGACUUAUCUAAUUGGAAUAUUUCGUAAUUCACAAUAUAAUGGACCUCUAGAGGAACUUUGGACGCUUGAAUUAGGAAAUGUUAUUUUCCGUUCAGCAAUGUCAUUUAAGAGAUACGAAUAUAUAAGUGAGAUGAUACGCUUCUCUGAAAUUAAGUCUGAGAACGCAACGAUAUCGAUAGAUUGUGUUCAUCAUAUAUGGGAGAAAUUUUUGAUAAAUUGUCGUUCAUUCUAUGCGCCAUCUGGAAACUGUGCUAUUGGUGAAAAUAUUAUAGUCGUAGAUGAAACACAAUUCGGUUGUAACUCCUUAAUGCCUGCUAAUGUGAAAAAUAGUGAGCUUCGCAUGAUAACUCUUUGUGAUACUAAGACACUUUAUAUGUGCAACGCCAUUUGGCGCGUUGAGCCCUCGGCAAUUGAACGCGACGUUUUGCAAUUAAUAUGUGAUAUUAAAGGAACAAAAAGAAACAUUGUACUUGAGAAGAGUUACACAAGUUUACAAAUAGCAAAACUUUUAAGGGGAAAGGAGCUCACAGUUUUAGGAGAACUAUCGCCUACAUCGACGGAUAUACCACAACAGUUCAUCUCAAAUAAAACGGCAACAGUUUUAUACGGCGAGAGCUCUUCGUUGUCAUUAAAUAAAUCGACUGCUGAAGACAAUUCUUUAUGUUUUAUUUUGGACGGUGGUGUGUCACCCAAAACAGAUGCGUCAAAACUUUUUAGGUGUACUCAAGACAGUUGUCAACGGUUCCAGCAAAAGUCAAAAAUUUACAGUACAAACAAUGCAGGCACAUGCAAAAGUAAUGGUUGGACGUUGCGGCUUUUCCAUGCCAUACUCGACAUUGCCGCGUUCAAUGCAUGGAUAUUGCUGCGACUUUCUGCGAAUGGCGAUGCUGCGUUCUUGCAACGAGAUUUCCUACGGCAAUUAGGAUUGUAUCUGACCCAACAACAUCUCAAGCGUCGACUAGAAAAUAAUAAAAAACUGCCGCUAAUGCAGAAACUGCUUAUUUGCGAAAUGUUAGGUGAACCUACCGAAAAGUUCCUCAACGAAAUACCAGGGGGUGACAAAAGUAACAAUGCUGUUGGCAAGAUACAAACCGAAAGAGUAAAACUGCCUGAGGAUGUUACACUUAUGUCGAAGCACUGUGAGAAUCGGAAACGUUGUCGCAAGUGCCCAAGUGCGAAGUCGUGUAAAACACGUACGCGUUGCCAGCAAUGCCUUCGUCCACUUUGUGGCAAACACUUACUAAUGCGGUGCGCUGAUUGCACGGGCCUAGAAGCAUAGGAUGUGAUUCAUUAAAUUUUUUUUAUAUUAAUUAAAUAUAAUUUAUUAAAUAUAAAACCAUAAUAUCAUCAUUAUAGUCUUCCGUCAGUUGAAUUUUUUUUCUUCAAACACUUUAAAUAUUUUAAAUUUGUUUUC
Messenger RNA from Teleopsis dalmanni, 2102 nucleotides. RefSeq lists its product as uncharacterized. Lineage: Eukaryota; Metazoa; Arthropoda; Insecta; Diptera; Diopsidae. The coding region runs from base 90 to 1967 and encodes 625 amino acids. The record is from RefSeq and is a predicted model, not a curated record. The transcript has a single exon.